AUGAGAAACUGUUUCAUUUCUGUUGUCCGAGACUUGGAAAAUCAAGUUGCACCCAUAUUACAGAGCUGCAGAGACAUUAAGCAUCUGAAGCAGACCCAUGCCCAUAUCGUUAAGAUAGGUCUCUCCCAGAGCAACUUCUUAAUGACCAAAAUAUUAGACUUUUGUGACACCAAUGACGGCACCGACUAUGCAUCCUUGAUCUUCAAGCAAGUACUAGCACCAAAUAUCUUCUUGUAUAAUGCCAUGAUCAGAGUUUACAGCAACAACAGAUUUUUCAGUGAAGCCAUUUCAGUCUAUAAGCAGAUGCUCGCAGACUCACAAAAUGGAAGACCAAUCUUGCCAGACAGAUUCACCUUCCCCUUCGCACUUAAGUCCUCUGCUGGUCUUCUACACCUCCAUCUCGGCAACCAGAUUCAUGGCCAUAUCUGCAAAUUGGGUCUUGCAAAGCAUUCUUAUGUCCAAAACGCUCUCUUAGACAUGUAUGCAAAAUGUGGCAGCCUAGACGCUGCACAGCAAGCGUUUGUUGAAAUGUCUCACAGAGAUACUGUCUCCUGGAAUACCCUUCUUUCCGGAUAUGCUGGAACGGGAAAUAUGAGCAAGGCCAAAGAAGUCUUUGCCACAAUGCCGGAGAGAACGAUAAUCUCUUGGACCGCGAUGGUAUCUGGCUAUGCAAGAAGCAACUAUUAUCGCGAAGCGUUGCAGGUGUUUCAUCAAAUGCAGCUUGCUGAACUAAAACCUGAUGAGACCAGCAUUGUUUCUGUGCUACCAGCUUGUGCACAGUCAGGUGCCCUUGAACUUGGAAGAUGGAUACAUGUCUAUGCGGAUAGGCACAAUUUCCUACGUAAUAUUUGCAUAUGUAAUGCACUGAUUGAGAUGUACGUAAAAUGUGGAAGAAUCGAGGAAGCGGGCGAAUUGUUUGUUCAAAUGCCUGAAAGAGAUGUCAUCUCAUGGAGCACCAUAAUUAAUGGCUUUGCACACCAUAGCCAAAGCCAAGUAGCCAUCCAACUCUUUCAUGAAAUGAAAGUAGCUGGGGUGGAACCCAACAGUAUUACGUUCCUUGGCGUUCUCUCUGCCUGUGUUCAUGGUGGACUUCUUUAUGACGGACUACAUUAUUUUGAGUCCAUGAUGAAGGACCAUCGUAUCAAUCCUAAGGUUGAACAUUAUGGAUGUCUCGUUGACCUUCUUGGACGUAAUGGCCAACUUGAUUCUGCUCUUGAAUUCAUACAGGACAUGCCAAUAGAACCAGAUGCAGCCAUAUGGGGCUCGCUGCUCAGUGCUUGCAAGAUUCACGGAAAUGUUAGAAUCGCAAUAACAGCAAUGGAGCACCUUGUCCAACUUGAACCAGAAGACAUGGGAAACUAUGUAUUGUUGUCCAAUAUUUAUGCAGCUGAACGCCAAUGGGAUGAUGUUUCGCGAAUCAGAAAAUUGAUGAGGAGUAAGAAGACGAAUAGAUCACCAGGUUGCAGCUUGAUUGAGGUCAAUAAUUUGGUUCAGGAGUUUGUAGCAGGAGAAGGCUCAUACCCACAAGCAGAAGAGAUUUACAACACGCUUCAUCUAUUAGAUCAGGAACUAAGGAUAGCAGCAGACAUUGUUACAUGA
Nymphaea colorata (pocket water lily) is the source of this 1599-nucleotide messenger RNA. RefSeq names its product pentatricopeptide repeat-containing protein At2g20540. The record is from RefSeq and is a predicted model, not a curated record. Gene Ontology annotation, molecular function: protein binding; RNA binding. The coding region runs from base 1 to 1599 and encodes 532 amino acids. The transcript has a single exon. Gene Ontology annotation, biological process: RNA modification. NCBI's taxonomy places the organism in Eukaryota, Viridiplantae, Streptophyta, Magnoliopsida, Nymphaeales, Nymphaeaceae.